GAGCAAUGAGGCCACUGGUAGUCGGGAUAACGCUACUGAUGAUGCAGUUGCUCCUGGUGUGCAAUGGAUUGGAAUGCUAUGCCUGCGAUUCGGCUGAGGAUGUUGAGUGUGCCACACGUCCCGGUCAGCAGCUGGAAGUGGAGGAGUGUUUGGUGGCAAACGAUGUGUGUGUCACCUCAAUCACAGCAGGCCUAACGCGACGCGGCUGCUUAAGGCGCCUCUAUCCGAAUGGCUACUGUGCCGAACCCUGCGAUCGCUGCAGCACGAGUCUCUGCAACCGUCACGUCUUUCCUGUGGAUCGUCUGCGUUGCUAUCAGUGCACCGGUGCGCAGUGCAUCGAUGUCAGUAAUAGGCCUCAAAUGCUAUUGCCGUGUCCAUUCUAUCAUGCCGAGGAUCGUUGCUACACAAACAUCUUGCACUUGAGUAACACACAACGAGGUUGCGAGCACACGAAUCUGCCCACAGGUUGUCCACAUGUGUGCCUCAAGUGCAACUACAAUGGCUGCAAUGCGGAGCUCACCGUUAGCGAAAGCCGCUGCCUCCAGUGCACCCACAAUCGCCUCUCGCCCAAUCCCGACUGUCAGCGCGAGCAACAGCCGGAUCAGGAGUCGGAUAAGUGUGCCCUGAACAAUGCAACUGUGACGCAGUGCAUCAACAAGGUGAUGUUCGGUCAUCGGGAGCGAUGUUACACGCAUCGAAACAAUCAAACGGAUGUCCUGCAGCGUGGCUGCUCCACCACAAUGGGAUUCUUUCCCACCGGCGAUCUGUCCGAGUGCUAUGGCGACAAUUGCAAUUCCCAGUGCCAGGACAUUGUCUGUGCCACAUGCAACUCCACCAGCGAUGCCAAUUGUCGUCGUGGUCAUGCCCUCAAUAGCAAACCAUGCGCCCCCAGCACUGUUGCCUGUUACUCCUGCGAACAAGAUACGCUGCUACGUCGUGGCUGUGCCGAUGCGGAUUUCCUGCCCGGUGCCGGAGAGGCAUGUCAGCUGUGCCGCAGCGGCGACACGUGCAAUCGUUGGUCCGUGCGCAGCUGCUACCGUUGCAAUUCCCAGGAGCACGGCGAUGAUUGUGCGGAAAUGCUUCAUCCUGCUGGCAUGACAGUGAGCAACUGCACCCACCCAACGGAGUUGUGUGUCAGCACCGUAAUCAGUCGACUGCAAUUGGUCCACACGGUGCGUGGCUGUGCCAGCGAAGUGCCCGAAUGCACCUCCAAUGAUCCCUACUGUGUGCGCUGCAACGGCAGCCUCUGCAAUGUGGCACCCACCUUGUGGGCCACUCAGCAUGCCCAACAACACCUCCAACUGGCGGGAGAGGCCACGCCCCCCCACCGUCGCUGGCCACAAGCGCUGCUCGAAUAUCUAUGGCCCAAUCCGUAAGCGAUUAGCAACUGCAGAGCAAGCAGUGCACAGUGGUCGAUCUUAUAUGAAGUCGGCAGAUGAAAAUAUUUCUAGUAGAGAUAUCACAGCUUCAUAAAAUUAAUAUAAUUAAUAAUUCAUAAAACAAUCAAGUCACACCAUAACUUGUUCGUAUAACCAUAGUUGCAUUUAAAAUAUAUAUAUGUAAUAAAAUAAGAAAAAUUAAUUUAACCAGCGGAUCAGUCGAUCGCACUCGACAGUGGGAUACCCUGUGCCUGGGCUCUUAGAUGCCGCGUUCGGCUAUAAUAUACGCGAGGAUUCAUUUCCUGUUCCUUUAAUAGAUAGUGACGACUAUCUUGGUUGCAAGCUAUUUUGGCCUAUGGAAUCAAACAAAAAGCAACUCUUUGAAUGCAUUUAGAUGAAUAAACAAUAAACAAAACAAAAAUGUAA
Molecule: messenger RNA, 1805 nt
Organism: Drosophila innubila
Lineage: Eukaryota; Metazoa; Arthropoda; Insecta; Diptera; Drosophilidae
Exons: 2
Coding region: 6-1376 (456 amino acids)
Source: RefSeq, a predicted model, not a curated record